CACCAUGUACACACUGACUUCAAACAGGCUGACCAAACUGACCUUCCAGAGGUUCACUUUCAGUAUGAAGCUUCUAGAUGAGACUUUGUGCUAAAGCUACAUACAAAGUUCUUCUAAUGCAACUGGAAGAUUUGGUGCUCAGUUGGUGAUUUAUUGAUGACUUCAGCAAAAAUGUUGCUACUGGCUCAUCAUUUUUUAAGUGCAAGCACAGCUUUCCUUUAUGUAGUUUUAGCUCUGUAUGUAUUGUAUAUUGUCUGUGUACAUAUAAUUUAUAUUCUGUAAAAUGUUUUCAGUGUGUUACUUUGAAGGAGCUUUGCUACAAAACUUACCUUCUCCUGUCAUUUCAUUGUAACACUGACUAGAAGCUGGGUGAAGCUCAACUGAGGUCUCCAAAAUUUGAGUGAACUUUAUUUCACUGUUGUAAAAGAAGGUUGUAACAACUUGACAGAUGGGUCAGAGUACACUGAAUUUUGCACUUUAAUCUGUACUUUAUUCUAGUAAUCAGUCCUGAGAGUGACUCCAGAACCUGUGCUCGUGCCCAGAGCUGUCUCCGUUCCCAUGAACAUCGGUUCUGAUGCAGCCCCUGGUGAUGCAGGAAUGGCCCUAUGCCCUCCCACAAUGUCCUGAGUGGCACGACACAGAGCAGGUACAGCACAGCAGCACUGCCCGUGUGCUGUCUCAGGUUGAAGCCUCAGAGGAUGGUGCAGGACCCUCGUGUGUAACCCCCUGGGCUGUGAGCGGUGCUGCAGGGCCCCGGGCCCCUCUGGAGAUGAAUCUCUGCUGGAACGAGAUCAAGAAGAAAUCCCACAGCCUGCGGGCUCGGCUGGAGGCCUUUUCCGACCACAGUGGGAAGCUGCAGGUGCCUCUCCAGGAGAUCAUAGACUGGCUGGGGCAGAAGGAUGAGGAGCUCUCGGCACAGCUGCCCCUGCGGGGGGACGUCGUCCUGGUGCAGCAGGAGAAGGAGACCCACGCGGCUUUCAUGGAAGAAGUGAAGUCUCGGGGACCAUACAUUUACUCUGUCCUGGAGUCAGCACAAGCUUUCCUUUCCCAGCAUCCGUUUGAGGAAUUAGAAGAACCAACUUCAGAAAGCAAAGAUGUGUCUCCCCGGCACCGCAUCCAGAACAUCAGCCGCUUCGUCUGGAAGCAGGCGAACGUGGCCAGCGAGCUAUGGGAGAAGCUCACAGCGCGCUGCGUGGACCAGCACCGACACAUCGAACGCACACUGGAGCAGCUCCUGGAGAUUAAAGGGGCCAUGGAGGAGCUCAGCACUACCCUGGACCAGGCUGAAAGCGUGCAUGAAACCUGGGAACCCAUUGGGGACCUCUUCAUUGACUCCUUGCCAGAGCACAUCCAGUCGACCAAGCUGUUCAAAGAGGAGCUGUCCCCCAUGAAGGAUGGGGUGAAAGUGGUCAAUGAUCUCGCACACCAGCUUGCCAUCUCAGAUGUCCACUUAUCCAUGGAGAAUUCCCGUACCCUGGAGCAGAUCAACACGCGCUGGAAGCAGCUGCAGGCCUCCAUAAACGAACGCCUGAAGCAGCUCCAAGAUGCCCACCGGGACUUCGGACCAGGCUCCCAGCACUUCCUCUCCUCCUCUGUGCAGGUGCCCUGGGAGCGAGCCAUUUCCCCCAACAAAGUGCCAUACUACAUCAACCACCAGGCCCAGACAACGUGCUGGGACCACCCAAAGAUGACGGAGCUGUACCAGACGCUGGCGGAUUUGAACAACAUCAAGUUCUCAGCGUAUCGGACGGCUAUGAAACUGCGACGGGUACAAAAAGCCUUGAGAUUGGAUAUGGUGACCCUGGCCACAGCCUUGGAAAUCUUCAAUGAGCACGACCUGCAGCCCAGCGACCGAGCGAUGGACGUGGUGGAGGUCAUCCACUGCCUGACCGCCCUCUAUGAGAGGCUGGAGGAGGAGCGGGGCAUCCUGGUCAACGUGCCCCUCUGUGUGGACAUGAGCCUCAACUGGCUGCUGAAUGUCUUCGACAGUGGCCGCAGCGGGAAGAUGAGGGCUCUCUCCUUCAAGACGGGCAUUGCAUGUCUGUGCGGGACAGAGGUCAAGGAGAAGUUCCAGUAUCUCUUCAGCCAAGUGGCCAAUGCGGGGGGGCUGUGUGACCAGCGGCACCUCGGUGUCCUGCUCCACGAGGCCAUCCAGGUCCCUCGCCAGCUGGGGGAAGUGGCAGCGUUCGGAGGCAGCAACGUGGAGCCCAGCAUCCGCAGCUGCUUCCGCUUCAGCAACGGGAAGCCCGCCAUCGAGGUAUCCCAGUUCCUGGAGUGGGCCAACCUGGAGCCGCAGUCCAUGGUGUGGCUGGCGGUGCUGCAUCGGGUCACCAUGGCUGAGCAGGUGAAGCACCAGACCAAGUGCUCAGUGUGCCGGCAGUGCCCCAUCAAAGGCUUCAGGUAUCGGAGCCUGAAGCAGUUCAAUGUGGAUAUCUGCCAGACUUGCUUCCUCACUGGACGAGCCAGCAAGGGCAACAAGCUGCACUACCCCAUCAUGGAGUACUACACCCCGACCACAUCCAGUGAGAACAUGAGGGACUUCGCCACAACGCUGAAGAACAAGUUUCGGUCCAAGCAGUACUUCAGCAAGCACCCGCAGAGGGGUUACCUGCCCGUCCAGUCCGUCCUUGAGGCUGACUUCUCCGAGACGCCAGCCUCCUCGCCCAUGCUGCCGCACGCCGAUACCCACUCCCGGAUCGAGCACUUUGCCAGCAGGCUUGCAGAGAUGGAAAGCCAGAACUGUUCCUUCUUCAGUGACAGCCUGUCCCCUGACGAUAGCCUGGACGAGGACCAGUACCUGCUGCGCCAUUCCAGCCCCAUCACUGACAGAGAGCCCGGGGGCAGCCAGCCCGUGCCAGGAAGCCUCAACAUGGAUGAGAAGGGAGAGCUGGAGCGAAUCCUGGCCCACUUGGAGGAUGAGAACAGGAUCCUCCAGGGAGAGCUGAGGCGUUUGAAGUGGCAGCACGACGAGGCGGUGGAGUCUCCAACCUUGGCUACAAGCUCCCCUGAAUCCAUGCAAGACCCGUGUAACGAUGAGCUCCUGGCGGAGGCACGGAUCCUCCGGCAGCACAAGAGCCGCCUGGAGACCCGCAUGCAGAUCCUGGAGGACCACAACAAGCAGCUGGAGUCCCAGCUGCACCGGCUGAGGGAGCUGCUGCUGCAGCCUCCAGCAGAGUCAGAGGGCAACGGUUCAGCAGCCUCUUCCUUGGCUUCAUCUCCGCAUCAGUCUGAAGGCAGCCAGGCAAAGGAGAGAGAGCACACUACCCCUGACACUGAAACUGCAGAUGAGGUGGAAGCCAAAACCCAGGAGGUCAGCGUGUGCCUGGAGGACAUCAUGGAGAAGCUGCGCAGCGCCUUCCCCAACUCUCGAGGUACCCGAGUGAAAUCCCCCUCUCUGGCCUCUUACUGCUCCCUCAGAUGAGGUUUUCCCACAGAGCCCUGUCCCGAUGCCAGCUUCUCUGUGAUGGCCGGUCCCCUGCAGCGCCUAAGGCCAAGAGCUCUGCUGCCACAGUGCUGCUGGGACUGGGGUUGGCCUGGGCACAGAGAGGAUGAGGAGGAGUUUUUAUACCCGCAAGGAGAUGCUGCCAAGAGCAUGGACCAAAUAGACCCCCUCAAUAAGCCACAAGGCAGCCUCUGCCCUGCUCAGGACCCUGUAGGGCUCCCCAUGGCAUUGAAGGACAGACCUGCCAGCAUCGAGUCUGCAGUGACCACCUUGAGCCACCUCUUUGCUCCAUCCCUGUCCAGACCCCUCUCCAGGACACAUCGAGGCUGUAGUUACUGGGCGAGAUGGAAGCAAUGGUGCGAGCUCCCCUUGCUGCUCAUGGACACUGCACAGCAGGGACAGGGACUGGGGGAUAUGCAUGGAUGGCACUUAGGUUACCCAGUGGGUCUUGGUGUUGGUUUUACUGCUGUCCCUCUGUGCUCCAUCCCAGGAGCAGCACUUGGUCCUGCACCCAAGCUGCCCAUGCGUGUGCUGAGGGAGGCAUUGCUUGGUGCCAGCACUAACACAGCGGGGAGCUUCCCUCUCUGCCCAACCCCUGGCCUGCUUUCUGCCAUCCCUGAGCCUGAUCCUCCUUGGCUCUGCAGCAGCCCGGUUCUAACCAUGUGGAUCCAGCUCUUCUUGUCCUGACCUCUGUGUUUCUCUUCCAGGUAUGACCUCCCUUAUCUAACACCUCCUGUGAGCCAGAGGCUUUUCCUAACCAGCUACCUGGCUGCUUUCCUCCCCUUCCCCUCCCUGCCAUGCUCCUUGUGCUGCAGCAGACCUCGCACAGACUCCCUGUGAGCCACUUGUGCAGGAUACUUGCCAGUCCCAGAAGAUCUCAGGGGAACACAGGCCAGGCAGGAGCAGCACUGUGGGCUCCCAGGAGGCUGGCUUGGUCACAGCCACAGAGCCCAGGCCUGGGUAGGAAGGGUCAGAAGGAAGAACUGAAGCAGCAGAAGCUGCCUGUCUCCCCUGGCACUUGCAGGCUGCUGCCUUUCCCCGCAGCCCUCGGGGGAUGCAGAGCUCAGCAUCCCACUGCUCUUCAGCUCUGCUCCGGGUUUAUGGGCACCAAAACCCUCCUGGAGGCACCCAGGUCUUACAAGAGCUCUCUCUAACAGCAUCCAGCUGCCAGCCUUAUGGAUUGAACUCUCUGUGCCAGGCA
Messenger RNA from Neopsephotus bourkii (Bourke's parrot), 4643 nucleotides. RefSeq names its product dystrophin related protein 2 (gene DRP2). Bases 575 to 3421 code for a protein of 948 amino acids. The record is from RefSeq and is a predicted model, not a curated record. Gene Ontology annotation, cellular component: plasma membrane. Gene Ontology annotation, molecular function: protein binding; zinc ion binding. Gene Ontology annotation, biological process: synaptic signaling. NCBI's taxonomy places the organism in Eukaryota, Metazoa, Chordata, Aves, Psittaciformes, Psittacidae. The transcript has 23 exons.